Messenger RNA from Naegleria lovaniensis, 981 nucleotides. RefSeq lists its product as uncharacterized. The record is from RefSeq and is a predicted model, not a curated record. Lineage: Eukaryota; Heterolobosea; Eutetramitea; Acrasida; Naegleriidae. The transcript is spliced from 3 exons. Gene Ontology annotation, biological process: cyclic threonylcarbamoyladenosine biosynthetic process. Gene Ontology annotation, molecular function: tRNA threonylcarbamoyladenosine dehydratase activity; ubiquitin-like modifier activating enzyme activity. Bases 1 to 981 code for a protein of 326 amino acids.
AUGCACACGCAAGAACAGGUCCCAUCCUUUUAUAAGAUAGUGAGUCUACCCAGCUCCACUUCAUCAUCUUUCCAAAAUUACACCACCUCAGAAGCCUUUUGCAGAAAUAUUGGACUCGUCUCCAUUGAAGAACAACGUAAGAUUGAAUCGACUCGAGUGGCCGUUGCAGGUUGUGGAGGAGCUGGAGCAGGUUACGCAUCGACUCUCGCACGAUGUGGUAUUGGCUCUUUUCAUUUGGCUGAUCAUGAUACCUAUGAGCUUGUGAAUUUCAACCGACAACAAACGGCGACCAUUCACACCGUAGGAAGAAAUAAGGCGAUUGCAACUGGAGAAGUGGUUUUAUCCAUUAAUCCCCAUGCUCAUGUGAAAGCGUUUGAUCAAGGUAUUGACGAAAAGUCCAUUGAUGACUUUUUAGAAGGUGUCCAUGUUGUAAUGGAUGCCAUUGAUUUGUUUGCGCCCCGAACUCGAAGAUUAUUAUAUCAACAUGCCUACAAGAAAGGUAUUCCUGUAUUCACUGCUGGUCCAAUAGGUUGGUCAUGCGCUUGGGAAAUCUUUUUACCCACAGGUCCUUCCUUCGAUGAAUUUUGUGGUUUCACCGAUGACAUGAACGAUGAAGAAUUAAUCAUUCGACACAUUGUCUCCACAGCUCCAGGAGGUACUCAUCUGAAAUAUAUGAAACCAAAAAGUAUUGACUUUUCGAAUCAUGCAGCUCCUUCGUUGGGUUCGACCUGUACCAUGUUGCAUGGCAUGUUAUCCAAUGAAGUCUUGAUUUACAUCACCAAGAGACGAGAAGUGAAAGGAGUUCCGUAUUAUUUCCAGUUCGAUAGUUUGACUUUACAAUUUAAACAAGGGUAUUUGAGAUGGGGAAAUGCCAAUCCCAUCCAACGAAUUAAAAUAUGGUAUGUGAAGCGACUGUUGGAGAAGGGAAAGAAAGAGAGAGAAGCAGAAAAGAAAGCUUUGGAAUUGCAACAAACGAAAUAA